AUGCAAGCUGGUUUAGCAAAUGGAGAUGGCUCCAUUAUAUUGAGGACGGUGAUCGCUUUGUUUAGCUGUGUCCAAGCAGUGGAGAAAGGUCUCAUUAAAGAAGUGAGUGUGCGGCUGGACAGCUGUUUUAUCAAGGGAGACUUCACAAGAUGGCGGAAAGCCACAGAAAAAUUCAAAGAGCAUGGUUACGCACAACUACGACACAAGAAAAGACUCACACACCUUGCUCUCAUGCAUGUUCAUUCAGAUGUUAUGGACAGUCUGGACAUUGGCAGCCUAAUGAGGAGCUUCAUCAGCGCCAACCCGGAGAGGAAGGCCACAUUUGGAGUUGCGUGA
Messenger RNA from Xyrichtys novacula (pearly razorfish), 336 nucleotides. The record is from the annotation of a GenBank genome assembly. Lineage: Eukaryota; Metazoa; Chordata; Actinopteri; Labriformes; Labridae.